AAAUAAGUGUCUGCUAAAAAUCAAAAUUUGCUGUAAAAACCACCGUUUUUCAAAAUGUUUGGAGUGAUUGAGGGUGCUGCGCCUGGGGAGACGGAUGAUCUUGCCACUCUUGCCAAGUUGGACGAAAAGAUUUUACUAAAUGAACUCAAAAUUCGUUAUGAAAGGCAACAGAUUUAUACAAAUGUAGGGGACAUAUUGGUGUCCGUGAAUCCUUUUGCAGACUUAGGAAUCUAUGGGAAGGAGCAAUGCAAGAAAUAUCAAAUGGUGAAAAGAGGCCAGUUGCCUCCUCAUAUCUAUGCAGUUGCAGACUCUGCUUAUCAGGCAUUACUGGGAUAUGGUACUGGCCUAACCUCGCAGAAAAAUCAAUGCAUUUUGAUAAGUGGAGAGAGUGGUGCUGGGAAAACAGAGAGCACCAAAUUGAUCAUCAAACAGCUGAUAGAAUUAUGUAAAGGCAAUACUCAGCUUGAGCAGCAGAUACUUCAGGUGAACCCACUAUUGGAAGCAUUUGGUAAUGCUCAGACCAUCAUGAAUGACAACUCGAGUAGAUUUGGCAAAUAUAUACAGCUGAAGUUCCAACAUGGCUCCAUCAUGGGAGCCAAAAUCUCUGAAUAUCUCCUGGAGAAGUCACGUGUGGUACGCCAGAGCCCUGGAGAAGAAAACUUCCAUAUCUUCUACUACAUGUUCGCUGGACUCAGUCCUGAACAGUUGCAGAAAUAUCAGUUGAAACACAGUGAUACCUAUAGAUAUUUCACUGAUGGAGCAAUCAGCUUGAAGAAACAUUUCAAGAGAUUGAAAGGAGAAUUUGAUGAGCUGGUGAAUGCAGCUGAUAUGGUUGGAUUCAAUGAUGAGGAGCAAGAGGAUAUGUUCACCAUAUUGUCAAGUGUGCUGACGAUGGGGAACAUCGACUUCGAAGCAUCAGAUGAUGACCAUGCUUACAUUAAAGAUGAGAAUGGAGCCAUCAAGACUGUGGCAAGCUUACUGGGUUUGAACCAAGAGAGUCUUGGACACUGCAUGACCCAGAGUGUGACCAAGACAAGAGGGGAGGCGAUCACAAGGUUCUACACAAAGGAUCAUGCAGAAGAUGCUCGAGAUGCCAUUGCCAAGACUCUGUAUGGGCGAUUAUUCAGCUGGAUCGUCAACAAGGUCAACUGCCUCCUGGCACCGCAGGAAUCCCUCCCUCCAAAUGAAGCAAAUGAAAUUGGGAUCCUCGACAUAUUUGGCUUUGAGCAUUUCGAGCACAACAGUUUUGAGCAGGCGUGUAUCAACCUGGCUAAUGAACAGCUACAGUUUUUCUUCAACCAGCACAUAUUCAAAUUGGAGUUGGUCGAAUAUGAAAGAGAGGGAAUUGACUGUACCCAGGUGACGUAUGUGGAUAACCAACCACUACUGGAUCUCUUCUUGGUCAAACCCAUUGGACUAAUAGCACUGCUUGAUGAGGAGAGCUACUUUCCAAAGGCCACAGACCACUCUCUUGUCGAGAAAUUCAAUCAGAAUUUUGCCAAAACAAACUAUUACACCAAAUCGAAAGACUCAACGAGUAACCUGUUCAAGAUCGCCCACUACGCAGGGUUGGUUGAGUACAGCUCUGAUGAAUGGUUAGAGAAGAACCGAGAUACCUUGCCCAGCGGGGUGAUGGAGAUGCUACAGGACAGUCACAAUGAUCUCAUAAGGCUCAUAUUCAGAGGCACGAUUACAAGGACUGGGACCCUUGCUCUGCAGAACAGAACAUCGAGAGGGAGGACCCGCAGCACAAAACGAAAGUUGGGAUCCAAAGCUCCAGCAAAAGAUGCAGGCAAAAGGAAUGUUACUGUUGGUGGUCAGUUCAAGAAUUCGCUUCAAGUUUUGAUGGAAAGGAUGACAGCAGCGGUGCCUCAUUUCAUCCGCUGUAUCAAGCCCAACACCAUGAAGCAGGCCAACUUCUAUGACAAUGGCUAUGUGGAGAGACAGCUCCUGUAUACAGGCAUGUUGGAGACGACCAAGAUAAGAAGAGAAGGGUUUGCUAUAAGACCCACGUUUGCUGAAUUCGUGCAAAAGUAUCAAAUCUUACUCUGCCAGAUGGGUAUCCCUGAAGACAAGGAGAGUUGCAGGAAUAUUCUCGCCAAAUCACAGAUUACUGGAUGGCAAUUAGGGAAAACGAAGGUGUUCUUGAAGUACUACCAUCUCGAUCAGUUGGCUGAGAGAAUGGAGAAAUUGGAGAUCUCGUCUCGUGCAAUCCAAAAACAUGUGCGUGGAUUCCUUGACCGUCGGCAAGUAAAGAGAUUGUGGCUGGAGGCCCACCAACGUGACUUGGAAGCUGCAUCAUUCAUGAGCCAUGUUGCAGCGUUGGGGGCAGCUUGGUGUCAGAAACAGGAGGAGAUGUGUAUCAAGGAUAAAACAAUCCCAGAAACCUUUUUCAAGAAGUGCAGAAAUGAGCCUAUACCCGAGAUAUUAUUGCCAUCAGAAGAACCUAAACCUACUCUUUCAUUCAGUCCGGAAACGGUCACCAACGACGUGGAAGAGGCCAGUUCAGAUGAGGAAGUCGUAGAAGAUGAUUAUCAUUUGGAGCAGCCGGUGGCCAACAAGUAUGGUAAAAAAGGCACGAAGCAUGCUUCCAUCCGCUGGUUCAAGGAGACACAAACGUCAAAUGUCCAAUCGCAGCAUGGUGGAUUCUUUGAGUGGUUCCAUGGCAUCAUUACAAGGAGGCAAUCAGAAGGUCUGCUUAAGGAUGAACCUGUCGGAGCAUUCCUGAUCAGGGUCAGUGAAAGCAGAUUUGGAUACAGCUUGUCUUUCAAAGCUGAUGACAGAAUUCGUCACUAUAUGGUUGAUCAGCUUCCAAAUGGGAAAUACAUCAUUGUAGGGGAACCCAAGGUUCACAGGAGCCUGGCAGACCUUGUCUGCUAUCAUCAAACAGCUCACAUUUCCAACUAUUGUGGCUUGUUGACAACUCCAUGCGGCCAAGAGGAAGGUUCCUGUGAUUAUACAGAAUUGGUGACAGGCAGUUCCAGUGUUUAUCAUGGUGUGCGAAUUCCCCAGAGACCGUUUCCACCUCACAGAAGUUCACCUCAGCAAUUCCCGCCCCCAGAUGACCUGCCUCCCCCUCUUCCUCCAAAGCGCACCUCCAAUGCAUAUGACCAGUUGACCAACAGGCAAAGUGGAAUGCCGGUACAAAUGCAAAAGCAGGCAGCUUACCAGGCAUUGCUUAGAAACCAGGAUCAACAACAAGAGACAGUAUCUAGCAGUAAGAAGAGAAUGGCCAGUAACAGGAGCAGACUGGGACAACGUUAAUUCGCCUGCCGUCCAGAGCAUGAAGGGUGCAAUCUUGAUUACAUUCCAUGACAGCAUUGAAGGGCCAUGGUUCUUCCGGGCUGGGACAAUUGGGACAAAUCCAUCAUUGAUUUAAUCAGUCAUGGGUAGACUGGGUCCACGUUGAACAUUCCAGAAAUCUUAUAACAGCACCAAAAAUAAACAUUUGAGGCAUAUUUUUUGCAAGUCAGGGCAGUCUUAGGGACAACAUUUUCACAUGGAAAGGUUUUCAUUUUUUUGCUCUGACCACCAUCACAUCCCUGUAAAUGUUAGUUUCAGCCAACCUUGGUUUCAAAAGGAGAGUGGUGUCACUGGCAAGGGAAUCCUAGCAUUCUUUUUUUCUUUCUCAUUAUCAAAUUAAGGCAAACAAGGUGCAGAGAGUUUUGACAUCACCAAAACUUCAGACAUCUAUUAUUCUAGAUGUUCCAAAACUUUAUGGAAGAAUGCUUUUUUUCACAAUGUGCAAUAAAAAAUACAGAUGAGAUUGACGUCAAGAGUUAAUGGCACAAAAGUUUGUUGUUGUAUUUUAUGUAUAUAUCUUUCAUUAUUUGUUAUAAGUAUAAACCAUGGAGCGUGGGUGACACACUCAUGAUAAAAAAGUUUGACCUUGUAAGGUGUUCAAUUUUUUUCUCUCCUUUUCUAAAUCUGUGAAGCCGCUUUUGGCACAAGGAUAUAACGAGAGAUAUUUUAUAUGUAGCUUAUUCUACUUUUAAGUGCUACAAAAUCCUCAGGCAGGCAAAGAAACUAAAGCAUUUUCAUAUGAUCGUCAUCAAAAUUGCUGACGUUAUUUGUUCAGUGUGAAAAAAAUCCGAAAUAAAGCUAUAAUUUUUCAAUGUAUUGAAUGUUUAUCUAAAGCAGUUCAACCAAUAUUGACAAGAAAAAAACAAGAAACAAAUUCGUUAUCACACAAAGCCAUUCUCACGUCAUUCAAUCACAAUGAUUGUCAUUGCAUCUCGAUAGCUUAUCCUCGCUCUAAUAGCUCACGUAGAAUGCACAUAAUAUAUUUAUAGUUGCUUUGUGUUUUCGAUAUGCUACUAUAGCAAGGAGUAAAAGGAACCUGUUAGCAAGGUUUCUGAUGUUGUGAUUCUAAAAAUAAUCCGACUGAUUUAUUGAUCUUUCCAAUGCCAAGGGCAUCCUCAUCAGAUCUAAGCUAAAAUAAUCAUUCGAUCCUUUGCGUAACAAAGUAAAUAAUAACAGAGACGCAAAGAUGUAUCCUUUCUCCUUUAAGGCUAACGAACACUUCACUUUGAUUUAGCAUGUCUAAAAGAACAUGACGUCAUAAAAAGCUAGCUGUUGCCUGAAGGGUCUCUUUGAGCUGUCUGCAGAAUCAAAGAUAACGUUAGUUUCAGGAUCACAUUGGUCUAUACAGUCUUGUUGUGUGUUAAUGACAUAUAUCACCGAGUCCAAUUGAAAAUCUGUAUCCAAAAUUUUCAUAAAGUCCAGUACGCAUAUAUAGAAAUAGAAAGUGCAGACCUCGACACGUUGAGGGGUUGUUAAGGACUCGGGUACAAAUUCAAGUGUGGCAAAUUUCUUGGCAGGGAGGCUGAUGCCCAUUAAGUUGUUAUUGCAGUAGCAAAAGACAAUCGACAGUUCUAAUUUUUCAUGGGCAUUUGGUCUUCUUAAUAGAUGAUUGAUACUUACAUUUUUAUAAAAUACAUUGUUGCAGCAAUCAAAACUGGGAGACAAAACAACUGCAUUCUCCGUCCAAUUUUAAAGGUCUGUUGAAACCAGUUUAAUCGAUACAUUUCAGCUCAAUAUACUGUGUAUGUAACAUUCAACUAAUGUUUGUCUUUCGUGAUGAACAUGUCUUUCAUAAAAAACCGUCGUCAUCAUCCUGCUGUUAUCCAAUAUACUUUUCAUAGGCAAUA
Lineus longissimus is the source of this 5150-nucleotide messenger RNA. Its product is annotated as myosin-IIIb-like. The transcript has 24 exons. Bases 55 to 3264 code for a protein of 1069 amino acids. The record is from RefSeq and is a predicted model, not a curated record. NCBI's taxonomy places the organism in Eukaryota, Metazoa, Nemertea, Pilidiophora, Heteronemertea, Lineidae. Gene Ontology annotation, cellular component: myosin complex. Gene Ontology annotation, molecular function: ATP binding; protein serine/threonine kinase activity; microfilament motor activity. Gene Ontology annotation, biological process: regulation of actin filament length; peptidyl-serine phosphorylation.